AUGACAAUACACCGGAAGUUUCGGGAAAUAGCUCCGAAACACAUGCUCCUGAUUCUGGACAGUGUUCCGAAGCACGUGUCUUUUACUUGCCACUUCUAUGGGUUGAAAAAGUUAGACGAUGUCAAUCAAGCCAGGAUUGUCAUCUUCAAUAAGACGUACAAAGUAAAAGACAAGUCGCAACCCUUCUCCUUGAGUGUCCGGAAUUACGAUGCGUGCAACUUGCCACCCUGUGAAUCGGAGUUACUCCAGCAAGUGUUACGCACAAAAUUCAUUACAUGCUUAUGGAGUAAUGCCCAUAAUGCAAAAAUUACUGAUCUUUUACCAACGGACUAUGGAUGGAAAAUUGUCGACGGGAAAUUUAAAAUGAACUGGUUUGCAGGUGACCAAUUGCCGAAAGCGUACGAAGAUGUAGUCAUAACACCUGAUAUUCUUGAAGAUACUCCAGAAUCAGAUACGCAAACUGAGGAUGAAAUUGAGCCAGAAGAGGAAGAUGAUUCUACGGAUGAAGAUGAUGAU
Brenthis ino (lesser marbled fritillary) is the source of this 516-nucleotide messenger RNA. The record is from the annotation of a GenBank genome assembly. Lineage: Eukaryota; Metazoa; Arthropoda; Insecta; Lepidoptera; Nymphalidae.